Molecule: messenger RNA, 5067 nt
Organism: Dermacentor silvarum
Lineage: Eukaryota; Metazoa; Arthropoda; Arachnida; Ixodida; Ixodidae
Exons: 8
Coding region: 412-3669 (1085 amino acids)
Biological process (GO): carbohydrate metabolic process; chitin catabolic process
Cellular component (GO): extracellular region
Molecular function (GO): chitinase activity; chitin binding
Source: RefSeq, a predicted model, not a curated record
CACCCUGAGGCGAGAGGCGCGCGCGCCUGCGCAUAAAGACGCUCUUGUAAGCUGGGCCACGCGAGCACAGUCACAGCGCCCCAGAGAGGCAGUGAGAGCAGGGGUGUCCGUCACCCCCCCUUCGGGUCCGUAAACGUAUUGUGUCUUGGUGCGCGAGGAACGGGACCCCACAUCGACGCGAGGCUCUGCGGUUUCUUCUUCUCCGUUAAUUGGGACACAUCAGCAGUGGGUGGUGCGCUGCUGAAGCAAGUCAUCUUCUCUUAUUUUUUUAUUUAUUUUUUUUUAUAUCUGGGACUCCGCGACGAGAGGGCAGCGAGGGAGUGUGUGCCUUCCUAAACUCCGUGGCCGCCAAGACGACCGCCCCCCCGUCGGCCCUGGAUUAACCUCGGGAGGCAUUAGACAAGGGGAACCAUGUACCUGUGGCCGGCGCUCUUCUUAUCGGCCCUGGGUGCCGGCUGGCUAUCACCGGCAGCCGCGGCCGAGGGAGGGCACCACCGCACCCGCCGAGAAGUGCAGCCGAGGACUGACCUGAAGAUCGUCUGCUACUACUCAAACUGGGCCGUGUACCGACCCUCGCUGGCCAAGUUCACGCCGCAGAACAUCAACCCGUACCUGUGCACGCACAUCAUCUACGCGUUCGCCGGCUUCAACAAGCGUUACGAGCUGAAGCCCUACGACCCGUACAAUGACAUCGAGCAAGGCAACUACAAGAAGUUCGUGGGACUGAAGCAGUACAACCCUGGUCUCAAGACAAUGGUCGCCGUGGGCGGAUGGAACGAGGGCUCUAAAAGGUUCUCGCACAUGGUGUCCGAACGGAGCCAGCGGCAAAAGUUCGCUCGCAGCGCCAUCAAGUUCUGCCGAGAGCACGGCUUCGAUGGCCUGGACAUGGACUGGGAGUACCCGGCAUUCCGCGAGGGAGGCAAGCCCGAGGACAAGCAAGGAUACGCGCAGCUCAUCCGGGAACUACGAGAGGCCUUCGAGGCCGAGGCCGUGCCCAGGGGCAAGGACCGCCUGCUACUAUCGGUCGCCAUGCCCGCCGGCAAGGAGUACAUCGACAACGGUUUCGACGUGCGAGUCAUCUCCAAGGCGGCCGACUUCCUCAACCUGCUCACGUACGACUACCACACGGCGUACGAGUCGGCCACGCAGCACCACGCUCCGCUGGGCGCACCCGACGGCCUGCGCGACUGGGACGACGAGAGCCGACUCAACGUACGCUGGACGGUCGACUACUACCUGAAAGCCGGCGCGCCCCAAAACAAACUGGUCGUCGGAGUGCCCACCUACGGCCGCUCCUACACGCUAGAGGACCCCGACGAGAACGAGCUCGACUCGCCGUCGCAGGGACCCGGCGAGCCCGGCAACUCGACACGCGAGAAGGGCUACCUCGCCUACUUCGAGAUCUGUCAGAACGUGAACGAACUGGACUGGGAGCUGCAGAGGCCCGAGCCCCGGCGCAUGGGUCCGUACGCCUUCAAGGACGACCAGUGGGUCGGCUUCGACGACGAGCAGAUGGUGCGCGAGAAGGCGCGCUACAUCCUCUCCAAGGGCCUGGCCGGCGCCAUGGUCUGGACGCUGGACAACGACGACUUCCGCGGCCACUGCGGCGGCGAGCAGAGCCCGCUCAUCACGGCGCUCCGCAAGGAGCUCCUCGAAGGCACCACCACCUCGGGCUCCUUCGAGGACGAGGACGAAGAAGAUGAAGAGGAAGAAUUCGCAGCCAGCAGCAACGCCCGCUCGACGACCGCGACGCCCAGGGCCGCCCAGCGACAACAGCAGGAGAUCGGGCGCCGCGUGGCCAAGUCCUCGCUGUCGCCGGGACGCCGAGGAAGCUCAGGCACGCGGAAGAACUUGGCCCUGUCGGUGACCACGCCAUCGCCGCCGCCGACCCCGGACCCGGGACCGGCGUUCGAAUGCGAGGACGAAGGGUUCUUCAACAACCCGCGCGACUGCCGAAAGUACUUCUGGUGCCUGGACUCCGGGCCGGCCAACCUGGGCACGGUGGCGCACGCGUUCACCUGCCCGUCGGGACUGUACUUCAACUCGAAGUCCGAGGCGUGCGACUACAAGGAGAACGUCGUCUGCAAGGUCCAGACACCAACCGAGGCUCCGUCCACCACGACGCGCAAGCCGCGGCGGUCCAAGGCUCGCUCCACCACCACUACCACCACCACGACGACAACCACGACCCGAAGGCCAACCACGACGACGACCACCACAACCACGACCACACCUCGGCCCCCGACCACGACCACAAAGGCUCCCGACCAGAACGUCGCCGAACUGCUCAAACUCCUGCAGAGCAUCGGCGGCGUUGAGAAGCUGCAGACCAUCCUAACUUCAGCCGAGAACCCGCCAGGACCCGGCGUCGGCACGGCUUCCCGUCGACUGCCGCCUCAGGUGUUCGCACCCACCGAAACGCCGUUCCGGCCCGUGUACAACGACAGCAGUGCCGCGGUGCAGGGUCACGUCAUCCGGAGACCCCCGCUGUUCCAGGAACCACAGCUGUUCCAGUACGUCGAGCCGGCUCGCCCGCCGCCGACGCAGUUCGCUCCACCGCCGCCGACUCCGUACGCUGCACAUCCGACCCCGACGCCCCGAGAAGAGACCAACGUGUUCGUGGGACCCAUACACGGAACGCUGCCUCCGCGAAUGCCCUUCCAGUUCGUGUACCAGGCGCCCGAGAGAGGACAGCCGCAACAGCAACUGCAGCUGCAGCCGCCGUUGCAGCAGCAGCAGCUGCAGCAGCAGCAGCAACAGCAGCAACAGCAACAGGUCUUCCAAGGCUACCAGCAGGGAGCGCCCGUCGGUCCCCCUCUGGCACCAGCGCCUGUAAAUGCUCCGCUGAACAUUCCCGCGCAGCCACCCGCGUUCUCGCCCCCGACGGUGCCGCCCUCGGUGUACCCGACGCAGCCGUCGACGUCCUCAUUCACGGACUCGGCCGUGACGCCGAUAGACUUCCCGCCGGACUUCCAGACGGACGCCGAGGUCGUGGUGCCGCUCAGCUUCAAGAAGGGAACCAAGGUGCGCAUCAACAAGGUGGUCAGAGUCAACGGCAAGCCCACGGGAGACCAGCCGGCUCCCGGCGGAGGUCGUCGUGGAAAGAGAAUCCGCGUGCGACCGGGCGACAGGCUCACGGUGCGCCGUAGGCCCGUCCAGCAGACCCUGCCGCCGACCACUACCACGACCACGACGACGACGACGCGGAGGCCGACAACGCCGGCGCCGCCGCAGUACGAGGACGUCGAGUACGAGUACGAGUACGAAGAUGAGGAGCCGUCGACGACUUCGACGACGACCACCACCACGACGACAACGACGCGUCGACCCAGCCGGAGAGCCGGACGCCGCGGAGGCAGCAGGCGUCCUGCAGCAGCUGCUGCCGGGGGCGGUCACCGACGGCCCGUCGUGGCGGCGGCUCCGUUGCCCACCAUACCCCCGGACCCGUUCGCGCCGCCGAUCAUCCUGAUUGACGAGAAUACCGUAGACUGUCACAAGCGCGGUGUGUUCCCACACCCGGAGGACUGCGGCAAGUUCGUCGUGUGCGCGCCCAACUCGAAGGCGUCCACGGGUCUGCGCGGCUAUGUCCACAACUGUCCCGCCGAGAGCUUCUACAAGAAAACAGUGGGCCGAUGCAUGAAGGGCGACCGGGAAUCGUGCAACAAGUGAGGACGUCGCGGGUUGUCGCGCUCCCCCGCCAUAGAACGUGUUCCAAACUUUGCCAAGAUCAACGUCGCAACCAAGACACAAGAGGAGCCCUCCCUCCACACCUAACAAACAUAGACAUGCGCAUCGAAUCUGCAGCAUCUUCGGAGGGCUGCUGGUGCACGGCACUUCCGUCUAGCUUUUGGAGCAGCUCAAUAUGCUGUUGGGCGCAGGUACCCGGACGAAAGGGCGCACAAGAAGAAGGCAGUUACAUACAGUGGUGCAUGGACACAAUUUCGCGUAGUUUGUGUCGAUGGGCCACCCUCAUUUCAACGUCUGUGCCAGCGACCAGGAGCACCAGAUGACAGUUGGGCCAAGAAGAAGCUUCUACGAACUUGACCAUGCGCCAUAGCAAAUGUUAGGCAAAGAGGCACAUGCAACAUUCAGAUAUGCAUCCGAGAACAGUCCUGCUCAUUCUUGUUUUGUUUUUGUUUUUAUGCAUACAUGCUUCACAGCAAAAUGUACACUGCAGCAAGGUAUGCGGGGUUGUGGUGGGGUACGUCCAAUAGUGCCAUGGCUUUAACGUUAUUUGGCUCAACCACAAGGUUGUGGCACACAGCAAGAAUGCAGUCUAUGCACGAAAGCACCUGGUGCAAGAGUAACUUCCAACCCUGUGUUCCCGGCAUCUGCUUUUGAUCCAGCAGCUACAGAGCUAAAAAAAAGAAAUUGUGCCACCUAACCCACCAGCAAUGAAGACAAGUCAAGACAUUACCUUGGAUGCUGCCGAACUCCACCCCAUUUUUUUUAUUUCUGCCAUGUUUCUUUCUCGAGCCGGUCAGGAACGGCACAGCCCUGAAGUUUCCUAGAAAACACUAUCAGGUGUGAUUACCUUGUUAGCGACAGAGUUAGCCAAUCCUUCCGGCAUCCAAGAUGAGGAAUUUGGCAAUGUGGCGGAAUUGGAUGAUUUUCAGGGGAGCUAUCCUGGAUGCCAUCAAAUUCCACCGUGUUGCAGAAUUUACCAAUUUGUCUGCUCUCAUUGGGUACGCCCUCCCUGAUUGGCUCAAAACAUCAGCAUGGCGGAAUUUGACAGCACGGCAGAGUUUGACAUUGUCCAAAACAGCACCCCAACUCAUUAGAGACAGCCAUAGAAGACGAAGACGCAGCCAAUCCAGUGACGUCAGCAGUGGUGUCAGCAGCUCCCUGUGAAUCUCGCUGUGUGGUGUGCAGGGAUGUUCGACGUUUGCCCUCGUGUGCACAGAACUGACGUCCCUGUGAGGUGACGGGCUCAAGAGACGCUAUAGUACAAAAGGCGCUUCCCUGAAACCUGGAAGUCGUGGCUGUGGCUUCAAAUGUGCUAAUGACGCUGUCUUGUCAUAGAAAGAAAUAAAACGAGAAACAUGGUAUGCUGCGUGUUGGUGCAUU